CACGCACUACUUUCAGUCGACCGCCUGAUUUAUGUACGAAUCGUUUGGACGACGUGAUCGCGAGGGAAAAGGAGGCGUUAAUGAGCGAUAACGAACGGAACACCGAACAGUUUGCGCAAUUGCGGUGCUGGUUUAUGACACGCGCUCUUUGGGACAUAAUCUGCGGGAAAAAGCAGAAGCUCGCGCGUGCUUGUUUGACUAGUCAGUCGGAUUUCAGCACCAGCCCAAGGACAGCACGCUAGCAUGUGUCUUUACUAUAGUAAAACGGUGUAAACGCCAGUGUGUUGUGGAGAUAAGAGCGGAAUGGCAUCGCGAUGGAUCGCGAUAAUCGCUUUACUGCGGGAGUUGCAGUGCUGCGUGUGCCGUGAGGUCACUCUUCCCGCCGGGCCGCUGUAUCGGGUCGCAAGUUUCUCGCUGUCCCUGCCCUGCGCCGUUUCGGGAUACGAAGGUCCACGGACGCAGGAUUUUGAGUGGUAUCUGUACCGGGAGGAUGCUGAGGGUCGGCAGAUCGGUGUGGUGUCCACACGGGACGCAGGCUUUCCGUAUGCGCCGUUCCAGGGUCGCGUGCAGGCCGGCGAGGUUCGAGUCGAGAGGGAUUCGGGCGACAAAGCCAGACUGAUCAUCCAGAGGCUGCGUCCAGAUGAUCAGGGCCGUUACGAGUGUUACACGCCCAGCACUGACACCCGCUUCCUAGGGAACUACAGCUCAUCAGUGGUGGUCAAAGUGAUUCCCGACACGCUGCUCAUAACACACUCUCGCAUUCUGAGCGGCCAACCUGUUAUCGAAGGCACGGAGCUUCAGCUGACGUGCGCCACGUCUGUCCAAUCGGAUCAGCACACUCACGUGUCCGUCACGUUCGGCGUGCGCAGCAGCAGGGGCCCGGAGUCUCAGGGUCACAACCUCAGAGAGAUCAUCGGCAUCGACCGCGAGCUGCGCGUGACACCGGGCCGCAGCGGCGCCUACGGGAAGAGAUACGGGGACGGAGAGAUCGCUGUGGAGAAGCGGAAGGGGGACGGAGGCCGGGAUCUGUACGUACUGAAGAUGAGCGCUCUGGCACCCGAGGAUUCUGGGUCAUAUUUCUGCGAGGCUGCGCAGUGGAUCAGAGAUCCGGAUGGCAAAUGGGAACGCAUCGAACAGAGGACCAUGGAGCUCGGGAAUCUCACCGUUCAACCGCUUGCGGACACACUGAGUGUGCGCUCUGUCCCGGACGGUGGUGUCGCUCUGCGGCCCGGUGCUCCGCUCCGCCUCCGCUGUCAGGUGUUGGGUGUAGGUGCGUGGAAGCGCUCGGCGCUGCAGGUGCAGUGGAUGCGGCGCGGGCCGGAGGGUGGUGUGGAGGUGGAGGUGGCGCGUGUGGAUCCUGACGGCGUGGUGGCCUGGGGUGAUGAUCUCAGCAGGGCAGGAGGAGGCAGCAUGGAGAAGGAGGCCGACGGGAGCUUCUCUCUGCGCCUGUUCUCCGUUCGCCCCGCUGACGCCGGACUCUACCGCUGCGCCGUGAGCGUCUACGCCGGGAGGAAAACACCAGCACCGGAGAGUCCCGCCACGAUCACACAGAGAUCAGAGUGGGUCACUGUUAGCCUGAAGACUGAAGAGGUGCGUGUAUCUGCUAGCAUUGAUUUGCCACGCCGGCCGCUCCUGAAGCGUGGCAGCACCGUCACGCUGCUCUGCAACGUCUCUGUGGAAGCCACCGGUGCUUCACGAGUCGAGGUGCAGUGGCUUCAGAAACCCGAGGAGCCGGCGAGGAAAGACGCCACGCUUUCUGAGGACAGCAAAGGCCGGCUCCUGGCGACUCUGAGCUACGACGGCCUGACACGCAUCUACAGCAAUGGCAGCGACGUAAGCGUGGACCGUGUGUCUGCUGGCUGCUUCAGGCUGAGGAUCUUCUCGGCCGCUGAGGAGGAUCAGGGACACUAUCAGUGUCGAGCCGAGGUUUGGGCGCAGGAUCCGCGCGGCGGAUGGUACAGCACCGGCGCUGAAGCCGAGUCCAUAACCGUAUACCUGUACCUGUACGCACGAGUCACUGAUCUGCUGCUCUUACCUCUCGUGAUCGGCGUGUCGUCGGCGCUGUUUGUGGGCAUAUUGAUUAUCGCCACUGUGACGUGCUGCUUCAUGAACAGACUGUCUAGACAGCGCUCCCGCAUACGGAAGUAGGAAGUAUGAGAGAGACUUCCCUGGAAGAACAUUCAAUGACUUGAAU
Messenger RNA from Sinocyclocheilus anshuiensis, 2194 nucleotides. Its product is annotated as immunoglobulin superfamily member 8-like. NCBI's taxonomy places the organism in Eukaryota, Metazoa, Chordata, Actinopteri, Cypriniformes, Cyprinidae. The coding region runs from base 304 to 2148 and encodes 614 amino acids. The transcript is spliced from 6 exons. Gene Ontology annotation, cellular component: membrane. The record is from RefSeq and is a predicted model, not a curated record.